Molecule: messenger RNA, 1021 nt
Organism: Drosophila novamexicana
Lineage: Eukaryota; Metazoa; Arthropoda; Insecta; Diptera; Drosophilidae
Product: sodium/potassium-transporting ATPase subunit beta-1
Exons: 1
Coding region: 95-919 (274 amino acids)
Biological process (GO): sodium ion export across plasma membrane; intracellular potassium ion homeostasis; potassium ion import across plasma membrane
Cellular component (GO): sodium:potassium-exchanging ATPase complex
Molecular function (GO): ATPase activator activity
Source: RefSeq, a predicted model, not a curated record
UUGAAAACAAUACACAAAUACAAAACACAAGCACAUUUAACGUUGUUCAUAUUAACACACAAGAAAGUUUCUAUAUAUCUUCUUAAAAUUCAUUAUGCCCGAAGAUUCUGUAAUUCCCGCUGGCCGUUACACAGUUAAGAAACGAUUUCGACACAAGGAACACACGCGAAAAAACAAGGACUUGCCAUGGUCCAAGAAAAUAUUGGACUUGGAUCACCAUAAAUUGUUUGGACGUACCGCCUGGGGUUGGACAAGAAUUGUUUUAUUCUAUAUGUUUCUAUAUUUUUUAAUACUAUUGAUCUUGGCUAUUUGGAUGAUAAUGUUCAAUGUAGUAUUUUUGAAAGAUGACGAGCCACGUUGGCUUAAGGGGGCACCCGGCAUUUCGACUGUGCCCAAUUCCAGCUAUAUAAAGAUACAUACAAGCAUUCCAAAGGAAAUAUAUAAAAUUACCGACAGAAUAGAUAAAUUCGUAGAUAAAUUGGAAGCAUCUGCUGUGAAGAAAUUCGCCGAUUACAACAAGGACGAACUUUGGGGAUAUUCUACCAAAACGCCAUGCGUUUUUAUUAAGAUCAAUAAAGUAAUAGGAUAUAAACCGAAAACCUAUGAUUCGAUCAGUGAGCUACCGAACGAUAAUCUGUUGAAAACUACAGUGCAAAACUUUCCUGGCGUCGAUAGAAUCUGGUUGACAUGCGAAUCUUCACAAAAAAAUGUCGAAUUUAAUUAUAUACCUGGUCCGUAUUUUGACGCAUCAACCGGCUUGCAGGGGAUCGAACGUGUUGUCGCAAUGCAGAUGAGCCGUAUACCGCUUAAUAUUCAGAUUUAUAUAACAUGCAAGAUUUGGGCGAAAAACCUUCAAAUUGACAUGAAAUACAAUGGCUGGGGCAAUGUACAAUUUUCUUUUAUCGUGUACGAGUCAUAGGGAGCAAACCUCUUCAGGAUUUCGGGACCAUCUGAUUGAAUUUAUAUGCAGCAAAAGACAUUUGGCCGUUCCCCUUAAAUUUGAAUUUCAACUGUAUAUUAA